Messenger RNA from Dermacentor andersoni, 1272 nucleotides. The record is from RefSeq and is a predicted model, not a curated record. NCBI's taxonomy places the organism in Eukaryota, Metazoa, Arthropoda, Arachnida, Ixodida, Ixodidae.
GCAAGCCCAACCAUUGGCUUUAGCCUUAGUUAAGGUCGCGUUUUCGCACCUACUGUUCGUUAGCACGAAUCUUUACGAAUUUGCCACACUUUCACUCGUUCCACGUUUUUUUUUGUUUUUCGAAAUUCAGCGUUCGCUGCGUUUUCCUUAAAAGCUCUGCUUUCAUCGCAGCGUGGUCUACUGUGGCAUCCAACUCCGCGGAGCGAACGCGGCCACGUCUGAAGUGAAGGAACCGAGUCGGCGUUGAGCUAAGCAACGCCAGGAAUGGUCGAAAUUUGGCUGACCUGGAGGAUUGCGCGUCCUACUCUGGCAUCCACCUCCAAGAAAAGCACAGCGAUCGUGGUCAUGCCCCGGAAACAGAGUCGACGUUGAGCAAGGCAUGUUUCGCCAUGAGCCACUGCCGAGGCCAAUGCCGCUGAAAUACGCUGUUCCGUUUUGGAUGUCGGGAGCUUCGGCAUCGUAUUCUACAUCGCGAACCUCGUAGAAAUACGCUGUUCCGUUUUGGAUGUCGGGAGUUUUCAGCAUCGUGUUCUACAUCGCGAACCUCGUAGUCGACGUGCAAGGAACGUGUGCAUGGCAUCAGAGGCACUGCAGGAAGCGUCAAAAUGCUUUCCGUGGGCGACCUGCAAAAGACGUGUGCAUCGCCAGGAGCACAGAGGAUGCGCCAGAAUGUUUAAUAGACAAUACUUUGGUUCCUGAGGAGUGUGCGCUGUUCUGUAUGUGGUGCACGGAUGGUAUCUUCCCUGCAUCUGGCCAUGGUUUUUGUUCAGCGGUGCACAGCCUGCGUCCCUACCACAAAGGCAACGUGUGCAUGGCAUCAGGAGCACAGAAGGAAGCGCCAAAAUGCUUUCAGUGGGUGACGUGCGAAGGAUCUGUGCAUCGCCAGGAGCGCGGAGGAUGCGCCAGAAUGUAUCAUAGCCAGUACUUUGGUUCCCGAGGAGUGUGCGCUGCUCUGGAUGGUGGUGCACGGAUGGUAUCUUCCCUGCAUCCGGCCAUGAUGGUUUUUCCUCAGCGGUGCACAGCCUGCGUCCAAACAACACAGACAGCGAACGUCGGUGGAAGCGGGUGACGUCUACCCGAUGUCGCAAUUAGCAGUGUGCUCCCAAGAUGCGCCGUUAUGUGCUCGUCGGCGACGGUUCGCGCUACCCCUGCAACCCUGUUCAAGGACGUUUCCGGCAGCAUGCCCACGGGACCCACAGGCAAAUAUUUGCCGUGAACCCAUACUCAGUGUCUUCCUGGCUCCUGUCUACAGGCGGAACAAGGACUUCCUUG